This is a messenger RNA of Puccinia triticina, 1206 nucleotides long. RefSeq lists its product as uncharacterized. Gene Ontology annotation, cellular component: nucleus. Gene Ontology annotation, biological process: regulation of gene expression. NCBI's taxonomy places the organism in Eukaryota, Fungi, Basidiomycota, Pucciniomycetes, Pucciniales, Pucciniaceae. The transcript has 4 exons. Gene Ontology annotation, molecular function: chromatin binding. Bases 1 to 1206 code for a protein of 401 amino acids. The record is from RefSeq and is a predicted model, not a curated record.
AUGUCGCAUCAUCGACCAAGGGCAUCAGACUUCGACCCACCCACCCGCGACCAACGAUCACCAUCCCCAUCCCAUCAUCAAAGGCAACAGCAGCGCAGACCAUCGCCAAACUAUGAAAGGGGAAACCAACAGAACAGGCUCACCCCCGAAGAAUCUCUAGAUCGCCAUCAUCGCAAUCACCAUCAUCAUCAACAAGAACGGCCCCGGGAAAAUAACUACUCGAACGGAGGAUACCGCCAAGGUGGAAGAGAUGAUUUUUUUGAAAAACGAAGGUUGGAUCGUGCGAACGCGCCAGUCAUUGGUCUUUGGCCCCAAUCACCCACGCAAGCUUAUGGAGAAGAGAAGCAGAAGAAAAAGGGAUCAAGUAGUAAGAAAGAAGACCGACAUCGUUCAUCGAAGGAUAAAAAGAAGCAUAAAUCCUCGAGAACGAAGCAUCAUCGAUCAUCCGAUGAUGACUCGGGAACCGACCAAUCAGAUGACCAUAAUCGAUCACACAAGAAACACAAGUCUCGAAGAAGGAAGAAAAAGUACGAGUCGGAGAGUGAGGAUGAGAGUAGUGACGAUGAGCGUGCUCGACGAUCCAAGAAACGGAAGGGCAAGUCGAAAUCAGUCGAGUUAGACGACCGAAAAGAGGAGGAAGAUGACGAUGUAUGGAUGGAGAAGGAAGUCGCACCACCGACGACCACGACUACAAUCCAACCGGAAACAACGCCGCCAAAGAAAGAGAGCCUUCCAGGUCCAUCACGUCCAAUAGCGACACCGAUCGAGCAACCUGUAGAAACUGGGAGGGCCGAGUCAUUGGUCGACGAUGAGGAAGACGUGGGCGAGGUCGGACCGAUGCCUUAUAACCAUGCAACCGGCAAAGCGAUGGAUCCUAAAGAGUUCGGUCGGGCUCUGAGACCCGGUGAAGGUAGCGCUAUGGCCGCCUUUAUCGAGGCUGGUGAACGUAUUCCCAGGCGUGGUGAGAUCGGCUUAACGGGAACGGAGAUCGAAAAAUUUGAAAACGUUGGCUAUGUCAUGUCUGGUUCUAGACAUAGAAGAAUGAAUGCCGUGCGUAUCAGGAAAGAAAAUCAAGUGAUUAGCGCGGAAGAGAAACGUGGAAUCCUGAAGAUGCAAGCCGAAGAGAAAGCUAAGCGUGAAGGUCAAAUCAUAUCUAGCUUUCGUGAACUGGUUGAUACUAAGUUACAAGAAACCGGCCAAAAUUGA